AAAAGGCCCCUAUGAUAUUAAAUUAUAUCUUAAAUAGUGAGAACAUCAAUUUAGCUUUAAGGCCCUCUGCGAAUUCUGUGGACUAGUCCAAUGAACUUAUAUGUGAUCGAUUAUGAUCAAUAUUAGUGAGCUUGUUCUCGACCAAACUUAUUCACAAUUGUGUGUGCAAUCAAAAGAAGCUUUUCUUUAAAUCUGAUUAUUUUGAUUUAAUUGUGCCUUGGCUUCAUUUAACAAUCAUCUGACCAUUGUAUCCUAAUUCAAAGAGACGUAGACAAAGCAGAAUUGCAAGGCAUUCCGAUUUGAACAUUUUAAAGUUACUAGUUAUAUAUAUAUAUACAAUAUUUCAUACCUUUUGGUGUAUAUAUACACUAAGUUAAGGAUUCAAUAACCAAACAAACUCGUUAUUCCAAUAUAUCAUUCCUAUAUUAUAGCUGAGAACAUCCAACUUAUAACACCAGCAGCAAAGAACAACAUAUAACGUCCUUUGUGAAUCAUUGAAUGUUGUCUCUAAAAGUUGUGUGUUUCACAUAUGCUUGGCUGCGUAGCCUCUGUCUCCUGGUGAAAGUGGAGUCGACCAACUAGUUGAGAUUAUUAAGGUACUUCAACUUGGUUGAAACAUGGACUGGAUCAUUGAUCAUACGGAAUGUAGAGGCUCCAUCUCCGGCUACUGAUUGCAAUAUAUGUUUUUGAUUGUGAGUUUACAGGUUAUUGGAACGCCAACACGAGAGGAAAUCAAAUGUAUGAAUCCACACUACACCGAAUUCAAAUUCCCUCAGAUAACGGCUCAUCCUUGGCACAAAUUAAGCAAACUAAACAUCAGUAAGUUUCUCAACAUGCUCCAUAUAUUUUUGAGCCCACACCUAACUGAAAAAAAUGUUGUGUUGAUUCAAAAGAUAUUUCAUAAGCGUACACCUCCAGAAGCUAUAGACCUUGCCUCAAGAUUUCUCCAAUAUUUUCUCCAAAUAAACCUCAGGAAAAAAUUGAUAGAAGACUAACCUACUCAAAGCGUCUAUGUAUAUAAAUAAAAAAUUUGGCAUAAUCUUUUAAAUUUUUUAAAAAUAAUUAAAUAUAAAUAUAUAUGUUUCCGUCUAAAGGAAUCUUUCAUAACAAAACUCCUAAUAAUAAUAAUAAUUUAAAAGAGAAAACAACAAAAAACCCUUUAACUUACAAAUAAAAACAAUAUCAGCCAUGUUCGUUUGGUUGCCGCAGGUUUCAGCGGCAGCGGCAGCGUCAACAUUCUGCGUCAACUUUUGUUCGUUUCGUUGACGCAGGAAGCUGCGUCUGACGCCGCGUUCGAACGCUGCAUCCUGCGGCUGACGCCGAUAAAACAUGCGGUCGCGAUAUAGUAUGCGGCAGCGUUAGCGGCAGCGUCAGCGUCUGCAAAACGAACAACAAUUGUCCUCAUUGACGCUGCCGCCGCCGCUGACGCCGAAACCUGCGGCAACCAAACGAACAGGACUAUAACCUUUAAUUUCCGUUUGAGCUAUUUUAAUUUCCAAAUUUUGAAAAUUGUUCAUUUUAAAUUUCAGCUUUGACCAAACUAUUUCAGAUACAAAAAAAAGUCAAACAUUAAAAUUGAUUUAGUAUGAUUUAUUGUUAAUCGGCUUAAACAGACGUUGAAGCCGAUUUUAAAACUCAACUUUUCUUGACCUUAUUUUUGGAGCCACAUAAUAUACAACUACUGACAUAUGAUGGUAUGCAGGGUGUGUUCUUGCUGAAUUGCUCCUUGGACAGGUUCUUUGACUCUCGUCACUCUCCAAACCAUUUACCCUUUAUGAAUCCUGUAAUGAUUGUCACUAAAAUUAUGUGUAUUUACUAAUCUUUGGCCAGUUAGCCUCUCUUUCCAGUGGAGUCGAAGAUAUUUGAGCCUCAAUCUCUAUAUAAAGAUGUAUGAUCACAUAAAUAGUCUGAUUGAUUAAGUAAUGGAGUUAGCAUUGUCAAGAUUAUUACUACCGAUUAGCUUUCGUAUUUUAAUGAAUGUAUUUCUGUCGUUUAAUGUCUCUUGCCACUAUCCAACGCAAUCUGGAUGAUUGACAUUUUUUAUUAAUUUUAAAAACUUACUCAUAUAUAUAUAUAUAGAUGAUUAGUGUAUUCACGGUCUUUGACUCGCUAUAGAUCGUCUCGUGUUAGACCACCACUACUACUAAGUACUAAGUACUAACGAACUAAUGUACAUUAGGAUCCACAAAUUUGAAUUUCUCAUAUACUAUACAAAUUAAUUUCGGGACAUGGCCUUUUGGAUUAUCUGUAAUACUCUCUUAUUAUUAUUAGGUGUUUUUCUAUAUAUUUAUGAAAGAUCCCUGUAGACCGAGAAUAUAUUUAUAUUUAGUUUACUUUUUAAAACUUAAUUAUUUAUCCCAAAAUCUUUUUAUUCAUACAAAAUAAAAAGAUAUAGAAAUUGCUGACAAAAAAGAUUUUGAAAUUUUUGAUACAAAUAAUAAUUAUCACUGCUAAAUUUUCUGACCACACAAUUUUUUCAUUUUAUAUUUAAAUAUUAAUAUAAUUGAUGAGAAAUUUGUGAUCAAAAUUUUAAUGCGCCAACUGUAAAGCAAUAAUAACAACUACACUACCAUAACAGCUGUAUUCCAAUAUCUUGAUGUUUAAACAAAAAUUUCUCUUUCUUGAAAAACAAAAUUGAAUGUGCCAGCUGUAAUGAAAAAGACAGCUGGUCAUGCAAAAUGACAAAUGUAUUUCAAUGUCUAUUGAUUUUUAAACAAAAAUAAUAAUUAUUAAGGAUAUCUUUGUAAUUAACCAUUUUAACUUUAUCUCUUGAAAAAGAUAUGAAGUAGUAUUCAGUAAGCCAUAGUUAUAUCCAAACGUUAGAACACAGACAGCGGGAGCGUUUCCAUUUAUUUGGGAGAGAUCCAAGUCUUAACCCCAUCAUCAUCUUACUAACUACAACAACAAUGGUACACUACGAUUAUUUCCAUUUUGUUCAAAACGACGACUCUGCUGAGUGGAAUACAGAUGACGAUUUGUAUUUUGAGAUUGAUAACUUUCAGUCUUCUCCAAAGUCAUCAUCUCCUGUAGUCACUUCUUCAGACCACAUGUUUGCUACGCUUGUUGACAUGGGAUUUUCAGAUGACGUGAUCGAUAGAGCAAUUCAGGAAAAUGGACCAAAUGCUGAAACUUCCGCCAUUAUUGACACUAUAUCCAAGUACUCGAUGAACUGUGAACCUAGCUCUUCUAAGUCUAAGACUAUCGAUCACUUCCUUGCCAUGGGAUUUGAUGAGGAAAAAAUUAUCAAAGCCAUACAUAAACAUGGAGAAGAAAACAUGGAAGAGAUAGCAAAUGCACUCCUCUCUUCUGAAGCAGAUACAUUGCCUAUAAUGAAAGAAGAAGAUAACAUGGACUGGUCAGAUAGUGAUGAUGAGAUGAAAUACGCUGAUUUGUUGAGCUCAGACAACGAGAAAGAUCAAGACUCCUUUGAUAGCUGCAAUCCAUUGAGUUCUUUGGUGAAAAUGGGUUUCUCCGAGCUAGAAGCUUCUCUAGCUAUAGAGAGAUGUGGAGACAGUGUGAGCAUUGCAGACCUCGCGGACUUCAUUUGUGCCGCUCAUAUAGCUAGAGAAUUUGAUGAGUUUUACAUUGACCCUGAAGAACAAAAGCCUAGACAGAACAUCAAGAAAAGGAGGAAGGAGCCUAGGCCAUCCGCUAAUAACCAGCCGCUUCACCUACCAAACCCAAUGAUAGGAUUUGGUGUUCCAAAUGAGGCGGUGUUCAUCACACAUAGAUCUCUCCCAGCACUAGCUCGUGCCCCACCGUAUUUCUACUAUGAAAACGUUGCUUGUGCACCUACAGGCGUUUGGGAGACGAUCUCAAGUCAUUUGUAUGACGUUCUACCAGAGUUUGUGGACUCCAAGUUCAUAUGCGCGGCAGCGAGGAAGAGAGGCUAUGUGCACAACCUCCCCAUCAGCAACAGAUACCAGAUUCAACCUGCUCCAAAACUAACGAUUCAAGAGGCGCUUCCGCACACUAGGAAAUGGUGGCCAGCAUGGGACACAAGGACCAAACUGAACUGCAUACUUACCGUUCAUGCUAGUGCUCAGACAACAAAGAGGAUCCGCUUAGAACUUGAAGCUCAUACUGGCGAACCAUCUGAGGCGACAAAAAGGUAUGUCAUUGAGCAGUGUAGGAGGUGGAACCUUGUAUGGGUGGGGAAAAACAAAGUGGCGCCACUCGAUGCAGAUGAAAUAGAGUCUCUUCUUGGGUUUCCAAAAUAUCAUACUCGAGGUGGUGGCAUUAGUAAUACCGAUCGUUUGAAGUCACUUGGCAAUUCUUUUCAGGUGGACACAGUGGCAUAUCAUUUGUCUGUCCUAACACCCUUGUUUCCUGAUGGUAUUAAUGUUCUCUCACUGUUCACUGGUAUUGGUGGUGGAGAAGUGGCACUUCACCGUCUCAAAAUCCCGAUGAAAACAGUCAUCUCUCUGGAGAUUUCAGAAGUAAACAGAAACAUCUUGAGGGACUUUUGGGAGCAAACUAACCAAAGAGGAGUGUUGAUAGAGUUUGAAGACGUGCAAGACCUAGCUAGAGACAAAAUCAUUGAGUUGAUGAAGCGGUUUGGUGGGUUUGAUCUUGUGAUUGGAGGUAGUCCGUGCAACAACCUCGCCGGUGGUAACAGAGUAAGCAGGAGUGGUCUUGAAGGUGAACAGUCUUCGUUGUUCUUUGAGUUUUGUCGGAUUCUGGAGGUUGUUCGUGAGACGACAAUGGAGAUGAGAAGAUCUUGAUGGUGACAACAAUGGAGAUGAGAAGAUCUUGAUGAUAAAACCUAGUUUGAACUCUAUUAUUAUCGUAACACAAUAUCAUCUCGUCUGAGGAUAAGUGUGUGUUUAAUAUAAGUAGCAGGGUCUUCUUUGUUUAGGUGGUGGUCAGUUAUGAACUAUGUCGUGUGGAUGAUCAUUAAAACGUUUUUAAUAUUAGUUGUUACAUAUGAA
Brassica rapa (field mustard) is the source of this 4931-nucleotide messenger RNA. RefSeq names its product DNA (cytosine-5)-methyltransferase DRM2. The record is from RefSeq and is a predicted model, not a curated record. NCBI's taxonomy places the organism in Eukaryota, Viridiplantae, Streptophyta, Magnoliopsida, Brassicales, Brassicaceae. Gene Ontology annotation, cellular component: nucleus. Gene Ontology annotation, molecular function: DNA (cytosine-5-)-methyltransferase activity; protein binding.